Lethenteron reissneri (Far Eastern brook lamprey) is the source of this 3113-nucleotide messenger RNA. RefSeq names its product protein mab-21-like 2. The record is from RefSeq and is a predicted model, not a curated record. NCBI's taxonomy places the organism in Eukaryota, Metazoa, Chordata, Hyperoartia, Petromyzontiformes, Petromyzontidae.
CAGCGGGACCAGUGGCGCUGCUCAUCAGGACUGCUGCUGCUGCUGAUGAUGCGCUGUUGAUCAGCUGCUGCUGCUGUAAAUGAGCAGCCUGGCUUGUAGGUUUAAAAGUCGUGCGUCAAGAGCAGGCUACUGUUAUUUCGCCGUCUCAUGUAAAGUACGUAGCAAGUUGAUAAAUGGUCAAAUAUCACGGGUGAAAUUUACGAAAAAUACAUUUAUGGUUUAAAAUAAAAUGAAUUAAAGUGUAACAUACAAUGUUGAGUGUUUACAGGAUAACAUUCUGAGACAAGUGUAUGCAUAUACGUUCACAAGAAAAGUUGACAUUUCUGCUAAAAGUUUAAAUUGUACCCUUGAUUUGGGUACCACUUACUAACAAAGAGGCGAGGACUUUAAAAGCCUGUGUGUAUAUAUAUACACACACACACGUGUGUGCGUCUUGAGUCAAGUUAGAAGCCGCAUUGCUAUGGAUGAGAGGGAGGAGGAUGAGGAGCGAGCGAGGCUAUGCCGUCCCAGUGGAGUGAUGAUGCCGUGGCAGCAGAGCCUCUCCGUGCGACUCGACGCCUUCCAUCGGCAGCACUGCGCCCCGCGACCCGAGCUGCCGUGCGGGGCAGCGCGCGACAUCGCCCGAGCGGUCGCCACGGUCCUGCGGGAGGUCGGAGCCAGGGAGCCUCGCUUCGUCAUCUCGCCGGGCGAACAUCACCCCCAUCGAAGCCCUCAUCGGCCGGCCGUGGACGUUUGCGGUGGGCUUCUGCGGGUGACGGACGGGGCGCUGCCCUCUUCCGAGUUCGAGAUGCUGCUCUACCUGAACCUGCAGACCUCCUCGGGAGUCUUCAGCCUCGUGGACGAAGACAACGAGGGAGGCGGCCGGGCGUUGCUCAAGCUGGCGGACGGGCGCAAGAGGAGCAUGUCGCUGUGGGUGGAGUUCAUCACGGCGUCGGGGAGCCUGUCGGCGCGCAAGCUGCGCUCCCGCCUGCACGCCCUGGUGGCGCAGGCGCUGGGCAGGCGCCUCCCGUGCGGCCGGGACGACGUGCGCCUCGUGCCCUCCGAGGCGGGCGAGGUGCUGAUCGGUGUGCCGGACCACGGGGUGGUGAAGGUCACGCCGGCGUUCCGCUGCUCGGGCACCGUGUGGCCUCGGUGCGCCUCGCAGUGGUUCCCGCAGCAGCAGCCGCAACAACAACAAGGCUACUGUGACGAAAGCCUUCUUCAUCGGGGCUAUCACCAGCACAUCCACCAUCAGCAGAGUCACGAUCGGCAGGGUCACUAUCAGCAGAAGAGUGACUAUGAGCAAAUUCACUAUUGCCACAGCCAGCAGCAGCAGCUUCUGAAGCAUUACCAUCAGCAGCUCCCCCACCAUCAUCAAGAGCAGCAGCAGCAAUUCAUGAUGAUGAAGAAGAUGCAUCAGUGGCCAGGCCCAAGGCGAAUGGCAGAGAUAAAAGCGGCCGGCUUUACCCUGCUGUCUGCCGAGGACGACCCAUUCCUGGGCAAGGGCAGGGCCAAGCCGCCCGGAGCAGCGGGAGCGGGGGACGGUGACGCGUGGCUGCUGCGCUUCACGGAGGCCGAAGAGCUGCUGCUGGAGGGCGGCUGCAGGCGCAAGUGCCUGUCCGUGCUGGCGGCGCUGCGCGAGAGGCACCUGCCCGGCGCGCUGGGCGGCUACCUCGUGCGGACGCUGGUGCUGCACGAGUGCGAGAAGCACCCGCGCGACGCGGAGUGGGCCGACGCGUGCCUCGGCGAGCGCCUGCUGGGCGCGCUGCUGCAGCUCGUCUCGUGCCUGCGCUGCCGCCGGUGCCCGCACUUCUUCGUGCGCGGCACGGACCUGCUGCGCGGCGGGGACGGCGCGGCGCUGGAGAGGGCGGCUGAGCAGGCGUGGAGGCUGGCCAGGCUGCUCAUCGCCGGCCCGGCGAGCGUCGACACGCUCUGAUGGCUUCGGACGGCGGCUGUGCGCGCCGUGGGUAACGUUCGGCGUACGAGGGGGCGGUCUAUCGGCCAGUGGCCUGUCGUCGAGACGUGGGAGAAAGCUGAGUGACCUUGAAGGCACUGGUGUCGGUGGGUGUUUCUUUUUAUUUAUCUUAUAGAGUCCACGGUGGCGAGAUGUUAACUGCCUCGCCUGGUAUGCAGGAGGUCGUGAGUUCAAUCCUGACCCUGACGUGUGUAUAUUUGGAGUUUGCAUGUUCUCUCUAUGGUUGUGUGGAUUUUUCUCCGGUUAAUCCGGUUUUUCCCUCUACAUUUAGACAGUUUGCUUAAAGAGUAUUUGGCUGCUAUAAAUGUCCACAUGAUAAGCCACUUUGUUGAGCAAUCAUUUGUGGCCUUGUCGCAUCUGAAAAAGAGCUAUAUAGCUCAGUGGGCCUUACUUGGUAAAAUAAAAAAAAUGGGUUAGUUUAGUCCACUUAAAGUGCAAUACACUUGGUUAAUCGAUGCUCCGAUGUUGAAUUGCCAGCCUGCUCGAACUUGUCAUCGCUCACCUCAAGCCACUCAUUCACACAGCACAAAGUCACUGUAAAAUCGCUUUGCCCACAAGCAAAUCGACACGGUUGGCAAGUCACUUGGAGCCAGGUGCGGUGAGUAGAGAUUUUCACUCAGAUGAAUCGAUAUUCCCUUCUGCAGAUGUAUACGAAACGUUCAAAGUGAUCACAUUUCCUUAACAUGCAAGAUUACUCUGAACUAGCUGUAACAAAAAAUGACAAUCAAUGUAUUGCUUUGGACUCUGAUAACGACGGUUGUGCUGUGAAUUGAAAAGUGGCGCCACUUUUUAUGAUGAGGCCCGCGGGCUUUGCGAUCGGCCAUCACAUACAGCUUGCAUGUGAGCAGCGGUAGCUACUCAUUAGGCGUGUGAUGAUACAUCAAUGCAUCACGUAACACAGACUCCUGUGGGAGGAUCAACCUUUUCUAAGCCGUAUGUGUUGGACGUAAUGUGUUCACGUGAUCCCUCCCCCACCACGAGAGGCUGCUAUAAUCAUAACAGCAUAAAAUGGAAAUUACAAAUUUGGACCGUGUCAUUUUCAGAAAGUGACUUAUCAUAGUAAUUUAUGACUUAAAGCUUUCGUGACUGCAGGAAUUCAUAUUCUUUGGGUCUUUCGGUAAAACCACGUAGAUAGAAAAACAAUAAUAAAAAAUAAAAA